UCUGUACAAGGAGGCCAUGAUGGAGGAGCACCAGCCUCUUAUAUCACAGGCAGAAAAUUCCCAUAAGAAUUCUGAGGGAAACUUCAUGUUGUCACUAAAUUAUAAAGUAGAAGAUGAAAACAACAUGCAAUGCUCUUCAGGAGAAAACCUUAAUGUACCUCCAGGACUUCACAGUACAGAUAUGUCAUAUAAUCCCCCUGUUCAUGAGGAAUCUUCUGACCAAUCACAGAUUGCUACCACAAGUGCUGGUCAGAAAGGGGUUGAAAGGCUUCAAGAGAUCACAAAAAGAUCAAGACUUUCUACAGACAGAAGAAUUUGCACACGGGAGAAGCCGUAUUCAUGUCCAAAAUGUGUGAAAUAUUUUGCAUAUAAAUCACAUCUUGUUAGACAUGAGAGACGUCACACAGGAGAGAAGCCAUAUUCAUGUUCAGAAUGUGGGAAAUGCUUCAUGGAUAAAUCAAUUCUUAAUAGACAUGAGAGAAGUCACAGAGGAGAGAAGCCCUAUUCAUGUUCAGAAUGUGGGAAACGCUUUACAGUUAGACAAGCUCUUGUUAAACAUGCACUACGUCACACAGGAGAGAAGCCGUAUUCAUGUUCAGAAUGUGAGCAAUGUUUUAUUCAAAAAUCAGAUCUUGUUAGUCAUGAGAGAAAUCACAGAAGAGUAAGAUUACGAUCACAAUUCCAGAAUUUAGACUUUGGUUUUGACUCCAAUUAAAGAAUGCCGUUAUUCGAUAACCUAGAAAAUAACACAAAGAAAUGCCCACAGUAACCCCAUGUUGCCCAUUAUGUGAGGAGG
Molecule: messenger RNA, 796 nt
Organism: Bufo bufo (common toad)
Lineage: Eukaryota; Metazoa; Chordata; Amphibia; Anura; Bufonidae
Product: gastrula zinc finger protein XlCGF17.1-like
Exons: 2
Coding region: 17-715 (232 amino acids)
Biological process (GO): negative regulation of transcription by RNA polymerase II
Molecular function (GO): DNA-binding transcription repressor activity, RNA polymerase II-specific
Source: RefSeq, a predicted model, not a curated record